Molecule: messenger RNA, 210 nt
Organism: Paraglomus brasilianum
Lineage: Eukaryota; Fungi; Glomeromycota; Glomeromycetes; Paraglomerales; Paraglomeraceae
Source: the annotation of a GenBank genome assembly
AUGGAAAUAUUACGCGGAGGUGCUCUGCCGUUGCAUUUUCACUCCGGGGGCGGCGGCAGUAAAGAAGAGGUCUCUCUAAUCCCUAUGAAUGAUCUCAAUACAGCAUUAGACAUCAGUUCUAGCGAUGCAAUUGCGCUGAGCGCCUUUCCCCAAAUCCAACGGUUUGAUGACCAUUCGUUCGAAAUGCUAGGCAGGCCUGGGGAAGAUUGA